AAGGUACCCAAGCCGGCCUUAUCUCCUCAUAACAGAGGGAACCUGUCCAUUCCUGGCGGAUGCUGUGUCACCCAUAUUCCUUGAAGAGGGAUCUGUAUGAAUUCGAGCGGGGGAGUAGAAGCAAAGCGCUUGGAGUUUAGUUGUUGGUACAAGUUUGUGUUUUAGUAAUGGGAAAAUUCCUUACUAUUCUAAAGUAAAUUUGUCUGGUCUCUAGUAGAGAUGGGCAAUUGCCUUAUUUGUUUUUAUUUCUCAAUACGCAUAUAAAAAUGCUGCAUGGCAUAGAUCUGAGUAGGCAAUUAUUUUUAGAACGUAAGGAUGACCCCCAUAGAGCUAUGAAGAUCUUCCAUUAGGCUUCAAGGUACCGGGAGAAAGGAAGUUCCCUGGAGGUCAGUUAGUUUUUUGUCUCAGGAUCUGUGAGAAAACUUGUACUUUUCCACAAGGAGACCGGCAGUGACUUACAUCCCUUUAGAGGAGAAAAUCGACCUCGCUGGCUUUGAAGGACCCUCUCUCACUCCUGACUCAGACUCCCCUUUGUGGCAGGAAAUAGGAGGUAUGGCAUCACAGCUGCAGUUUUCCCCCCCAUCAGUGUCGUCGAGUGCCUUCUGCAGUGCGAAGAAACUGAAAAUAGAGCCCUCCGGCUGGGAUGUUUCUGGACAGAGCAACAACGACAAAUACUAUUCCCACAGCAAAACCCUCCCCGCCACACAAGGGCAAGCCAGCUCCUCUCACCAGGUAGCAAACUUCAACAUCCCUGCCUAUGACCAGGGCCUUCUCCUCCCAGCCCCGGCCGUGGAGCACAUCGUUGUAACAGCGGCUGACAGCUCAGCCAGCGCUGCUCCGUCCACCUUCCAAAGCAGCCAGACCCUGACGCACAGGAGCAACGUUUCUUUGCUUGAGCCGUAUCAAAAAUGUGGACUGAAAAGAAAAAGUGAGGAGGUCGACAGCAACGGUAGCGUGCAGAUCAUAGAAGAACACCCCCCUCUCAUGCUGCAAAACAGGACUGUGGUGGGUGCUGCUGCCACGACCACCACUGUGACCACGAAGAGUAGCAGUUCCAGCGGAGAAGGGGAUUACCAGCUGGUCCAGCAUGAGAUCCUUUGCUCGAUGACCAACAGCUACGAAGUCCUGGAGUUCCUCGGCCGGGGAACGUUUGGACAGGUGGCGAAGUGCUGGAAGCGGAGCACCAAGGAAAUUGUGGCCAUUAAGAUCUUGAAGAACCACCCCUCCUAUGCCAGACAGGGACAGAUCGAAGUGAGCAUCCUUUCCCGCCUCAGCAGUGAAAAUGCUGAUGAGUAUAAUUUUGUCCGUUCUUACGAGUGCUUUCAGCAUAAGAAUCACACCUGCCUUGUGUUUGAGAUGCUGGAGCAGAACUUAUAUGAUUUCCUAAAGCAGAACAAGUUCAGUCCACUGCCACUCAAGUACAUCAGGCCCAUCCUGCAGCAGGUGGCCACCGCCCUGAUGAAGCUCAAGAGCCUGGGUCUGAUUCACGCCGACCUGAAGCCAGAAAACAUAAUGCUGGUCGAUCCAGUGCGCCAGCCCUACCGAGUGAAGGUCAUUGACUUUGGUUCUGCUAGUCACGUGUCCAAGGCCGUGUGCUCAACCUACCUACAGUCACGCUACUACAGAGCCCCUGAAAUUAUUCUUGGAUUGCCAUUUUGUGAAGCUAUUGAUAUGUGGUCCUUGGGCUGCGUGAUAGCUGAGCUGUUCCUGGGAUGGCCUCUUUAUCCUGGUGCUUCGGAAUACGAUCAGAUUCGUUACAUUUCACAAACACAAGGUCUGCCAGCUGAAUAUCUUCUCAGUGCCGGGACCAAAACGACCAGGUUUUUCAACAGAGAUCCUAAUUUGGGGUACCCACUGUGGAGGCUUAAGACACCUGAAGAGCAUGAACUGGAAACUGGAAUCAAAUCAAAAGAAGCUCGAAAGUACAUUUUCAAUUGUUUAGAUGACAUGGCUCAGGUGAACAUGUCCACAGACUUAGAAGGAACAGACAUGUUGGCAGAGAAGGCGGAUCGCAGAGAAUACAUUGAUCUGUUAAAAAAAAUGCUAACAAUCGAUGCAGAUAAGAGAAUUACUCCUCUGAAAACUCUUAACCAUCAGUUUGUAACAAUGACUCACCUUCUGGAUUUUCCACAUAGCAAUCAUGUUAAGUCUUGUUUUCAGAACAUGGAGAUCUGCAAGCGGAGGGUUCACAUGUAUGAUACAGUGAGUCAGAUCAAGAGUCCCUUCACGACGCACGUUGCCCCAAAUACAAGCACAAACCUAACCAUGAGCUUCAGCAACCAGCUUAAUACAGUGCACAAUCAGGCCAGUGUUUUAGCUUCCAGUUCGACUGCAGCAGCUGCUACUCUGUCUCUGGCUAACUCGGAUGUCUCACUGCUGAACUACCAGUCGGCUCUGUACCCCUCGUCUGCAGCACCAGUGCCUGGAGUGGCCCAGCAGGGUGUUUCCUUGCAGCCUGGAACCACCCAGAUUUGCACACAGACAGAUCCAUUCCAACAAACUUUUAUAGUAUGUCCACCUGCUUUUCAAACUGGACUACAGGCCACGACAAAGCAUUCUGGGUUCCCUGUGAGGAUGGAUAACGCUGUGCCGAUUGUCCCCCAGGCGCCGGCGGCUCAGCCACUGCAGAUCCCGUCGGGAGUGCUCACGCAGGGAAGCUGUACACCACUAAUGGUAGCAACUCUCCACCCUCAAGUAGCCACCAUCACACCGCAGUAUGCGGUGCCCUUUACUCUGAGCUGCGCAGCCGGCCGGCCGGCGCUGGUUGAACAGACCGCUGCUGUACUGCAGGCUUGGCCCGGAGGAACCCAACAGAUCCUCCUGCCUUCAACUUGGCAACAGUUGCCUGGAGUAGCUCUGCACAACUCCGUCCAGCCCACGGCAGUGAUCCCAGAGGCCAUGGGCGGAGGCCAGCAGCUCGCAGACUGGAGGAGUGCCCACUCGCAUGGCAGCCAGUACAGCACCGUCAUGCAGCCGCCGUCCUUGCUCACCAGCCACGUGACACUGGCCACUGCGCAGCCCCUGAAUGUUGGCGUUGCCCACGUCGUCAGACAGCAACAGUCCAGUUCCCUGCCUUCCAAGAAGAACAAGCAGUCGGCUCCGGGCUCCUCUAAGUCUUCUCUGGAUGUUCUGCCUUCUCAAGUCUAUUCCCUGGUUGGGAGCAGUCCCCUCCGUACCACAUCUUCCUAUAAUUCCCUAGUUCCUGUCCAAGAUCAGCAUCAGCCAAUCAUCAUUCCAGAUACUCCCAGCCCCCCUGUGAGUGUCAUCACUAUCCGCAGUGACACCGACGAGGAGGAGGACAACAAAUACAAGCCCAAUAGCUCUGGCCUGAAGGCAAGGUCCAAUGUCAUCAGCUACGUCACUGUCAAUGACUCUCCCGACUCGGACUCUUCCCUGAGCAGCCCGUACUCCACCGAGAACUUGAGCGCUCUCCGGGGCAAUAGCGGGCCCCUCGUGGAGGGGCCGGGCAGAGGCGUGGGCGACGGCGCUGGCACCCGCACCAUCAUUGUGCCUCCGCUGAAGACGCAGCCUGGUGACUGCACGGUAGCAACCCAGGCCUCGGGUCUCCUGAGCACUAAGACCAAGCCCGUGGCCUCGGUGAGUGGGCAGUCCUCUGGAUGCUGUAUCACCCCCACUGGGUACCGAGCGCAGCGCGGGGGCACCAGCGCAGCACAGCCACUCAACCUCAGCCAGAACCAGCAGUCAUCGUCAGCUCCAACCUCGCAGGAGAGAAGCAGCAACCCUGCCCCCCGCAGACAGCAGGCGUUUGUGGCCCCGCUCUCCCAAGCCCCCUACGCCUUCCAGCAUGGCAGCCCGAUACACUCGACGGGGCACCCACACCUGGCCCCAGCCCCUGCUCACUUGCCAAGCCAGCCUCACCUGUAUACGUAUGCUGCCCCCACCUCUGCUGCUGCACUGGGCUCCACCAGCUCCAUUGCUCAUCUCUUCUCCCCGCAGGGCUCCUCAAGGCAUGCUGCAGCCUAUACCACCCACCCCAGCACUCUGGUGCACCAGGUCCCUGUCAGUGUGGGGCCCAGCCUCCUCACCUCUGCCAGUGUGGCCCCUGCUCAGUACCAACACCAGUUUGCCACCCAGUCCUACAUUGGCUCGUCCCGAGGCUCAACAAUUUACACUGGAUACCCACUGAGCCCUACCAAGAUCAGCCAGUAUUCCUACUUGUAGUUGGUGAGCAUGAGGGAGGAGGGGCCGUGGCUUCCCUCUCUGGCCCUGAGUUCUGCAGAAUGGGCUGUGCUCAGCUCCUCCCCUACUCUCUCCUGAAACUCCUUAGCCAGCCCCUCGCUCUGCAGGGCCCACUGACAGAAGGUUUUUCUCUGGGGAACUUGUCUCAGUGUUGACUGCAUUGUUGUAGUCUCCCAAGUCCGCCUGUUUUUAAUUCCUUAUUUUUGCGACAGCAUUCUGGUAUUUGGAAGAGUUCAGAUGCCCAUCUUCUGCAGUGACCACGGGAGAGAGGUCAUUCUGAAGUCACCCUUCGAAAAAUAUUUUCUCUCUGACUUUGUUUCUAUAAAUGCUUUUAAAAACAAGUGAAGCCCCUCUUUAUUUAACUUUUGUUUUAUUGUAGUUACUGGUCAGAGGAAAAAUGCUGAUAGAAGGACUUGGAGUCUGUUAGUGAGGAAAAAAAAUCAUUGCUUUUUGCUUGUUUAAAAACCAAGACUUAAUUGCUUAUUUUAAGAGUAGCUUUCACAAGUCCUUAUUUUCCUAUCAGGCACUUCUCAGAAUUUUACUUUUGUCUGUGAGAUAUUUAAAUUUACAGUGUUUUAGUUUUGUUUUCAUGUCAUAUACUUAACGGGCAAUUGUUAUUUCUGCAUAACUGGUUGUGUACUGCUCUGAAUUACUAUUGGGAUUCUCUCAUUGCUCUGUGUUCAUUACAAAGUAGCGUUAAAAAGGCAGCUCGCUGUUGGUUGGUAACUCAGCACGAGAAUCCAUGCCUGCCAUGAAAACACAACGCACCAGGUGUUCUUCUUAAACGAAGCACCAUGCAUUAUUUUGAAAUUAUUUUUUAAAAUGUUCUCUGAUUCAGCUCAAAUUUUAUUAUGGAAAAGCCAUUGAAGUGAUUGCUAUUGUAUGGUGGUGGUGGUUUUAUUAUAUGCAAAAUCUCUUUGUAUUAUGCGCUACUGGCAUUGAGGAGCUUCGCCUAAAGAUUAGUAAGUAUUUUCAAUAAUCCGCCUCUCUCUCUCCUCGCCUCACCUCUCCCUUCUGUUGUCUGUGAUUGAUUUGGGGAGAAAGCGAAAGAAUCUGAGACCAGAUGAAAACAUUGUGUAUAGCUUUUAUACUUUAGACUAGCUUCCUUUGUAUGCCAGCAGCAGACUGAAUGCUCUCUUAUUAAGACUUAUACAAUAAGUGCAUGUAGGAAUUGCAAAAAAUAUUUUAAAAAUUUAUUACUGAAUUUAAAAAUAUUUUAGAAGUUUUGUAAUGGUGGUGUUUUAAUAUUUUGCAUAAUUAAAUAUGUACAUAUUGAUUAGAAAAAUAUAAUAAGCAAUUUUUUCCUGCCCUCCCAAGAUGUUAUUUGUAAUCAAAUGUGUAGUGAUUACACUUGAAUUGUGUAUUUCGUGUGUACCUGAUCCUCCAGUGUUACCCGGGAGAUGGAAUUGGUGUCUCCAUUGUAUUUAAACCAAAAUGAACUGAUACUUGUUGGAA
Molecule: messenger RNA, 5655 nt
Organism: Myotis davidii
Lineage: Eukaryota; Metazoa; Chordata; Mammalia; Chiroptera; Vespertilionidae
Gene: HIPK1
Product: homeodomain interacting protein kinase 1
Exons: 16
Coding region: 553-4182 (1209 amino acids)
Biological process (GO): intrinsic apoptotic signaling pathway in response to DNA damage by p53 class mediator; smoothened signaling pathway; peptidyl-threonine phosphorylation
Cellular component (GO): nucleus; cytoplasm; PML body
Molecular function (GO): ATP binding; protein serine/threonine kinase activity; protein tyrosine kinase activity
Source: RefSeq, a predicted model, not a curated record